UUGCCGCAACUGUUGAAAGAGAUGGCAACUCUCAAUCCAAAACCCGAUUCUUUCACUUAUUCAAUCAUGAUCUAUGGCUUUGUUCAGGUUCGUGACUUUAGGAGGGCAUUCUAUUAUCGCAAACAGAUGGUAAAAAGUGGGCAAGUUCCUGAUAUAAAGUCCUAUGAAAAGCUUAGGACAAUAUUGGAUGUAAAAGCUGCAACACAGAACAAGAGGGACAGGAGUGCUAUACUUGGUAUAAUUAAUAGCAAAAUGGGCAUGGUCAAAGGAAAGAGGAAGACGAAGAAAGAUGAAUUCUGGAAGUACAAGAAAAAGCAUCGUAAAACUCCUGAUGUUGCUCAUGGUGGUCAGCAAUGAUGCCUGUUCUGCAUUAUAUGACAG
Messenger RNA from Durio zibethinus, 381 nucleotides. The record is from RefSeq and is a predicted model, not a curated record. Lineage: Eukaryota; Viridiplantae; Streptophyta; Magnoliopsida; Malvales; Malvaceae.